AUGAUUUUGAGGCAUUCAGGGCGCCUGGUGCGUCGCCUCAACCAACCUGUCAGCUCCUUGAACUUGGCACGACCAGUUGGACCGCAAAUUCGGUAUCUGGGGCCGAGGGGCACAAAUGGCAAUGUUGUCAGCAAGCUACGAUUCUCAUCACAAGCUCACAAAAGAAAAGCAGAAGAAGCACCCGAGUAUAAUGCAGAGGCAGAGGCAGAGACUCAGAAAGGACCCAAGUCCUCCUCCUCCUCAGAGCCUUCACUCCUAGGCAAGAUGGGAGAGGCCGCGGCCACGACCUUUGCUUCCAUAGUGGUGUUGGGUCUGGGCUUUGCUGCAGCGGGCUACAUUUAUCACAAGUUCUACAAGAUGCUCGUCCUCCAAAAGAUGAACCAUGCUUUUGAGCCAGGGGAUCCGGUCCUGGAUUUGGCUGCAAUUGGCAAAGAUGUUCCUCAUCAGCCUGGUGGUUCUGGCGAACAUUGGAUAUACCGCCCAGAGCAGCAGCGUAUUGAUGACAUCGUCAUGGGGCGCGUUGUUGGGCAUUAUUACCUUUUGAUCGGCGACAAGGGGUCUGGUAAGAGCAGCAUGCUUAUUGAUGCCAUGCGAAAGAAUGAGGGUGACGGUGUUGCCAUGUUCGAAGCGCACGCAGACCUGGAGAUCUUCCGUAUUCGGCUUGGCAAGGCCCUCGAUUAUGAGUUUCACGAGGAUUACAUCGGAGGGUACUUCAGCGAGAGGGGUCCCCGCGAAACCACGGCCCUUCUGGACAUUGAGCGUGCUCUCAACAAAUUGGAGAAAGUGGCCAUGCAGAAGCGAAGAGAAAGAGGCAAGCCUUUAGUGGUGAUUGUCAACCAGAUGCACCUCCUUCGCCAUGAUGAUGAUGGUCGAGAUGUCAUUGAACUACUGCAGCAACGGGCUGAACAGUGGGCUGCUGCCAACAUUGUCACUAUGGUUUUCAACUCAGAUGACUACUGGGUGUAUGAGCGCCUCAAACAGCUUGCUACCAGAAUGGAGGUUCUCCCUGUCACUGAUCUACCCAAACAACAAGCUAUUUCGGCUCUCCAGCGAUACCGUCAGAAGUACUGGAAGGAAAGCAUUGACGCCCAAGUUCUCGAAGAAGUUUAUGAAAGGGUCGGAGGGCGGCUGAGCUUUCUCAACCGAGUAGCAAAGAGCAGGGACAUGAUGGGAACUUGCGAAAGGAUCAAGGAAAUUGAAAAGAAGUGGUUCCUCAACCAGUGUUGGAUUCUCGGUCCAGAGAUGGACGACGAUGUCAUGGAUCAACAGAAGUGGGCUGCUGCCGCCAUGUGUUUGGCCAAGGCAUUGGUCGACAAGGAAAAGGAUAUGGAAGAGCAUGAGACCUACGACCCUAUUGUUGGACAUGUGCUUCCGACCUACCCUUUCCACAUCGCUCAGCAAAUAAUGACUCGCUGUGACUUCAUCCGUGAUCUCGAUCGAUUGAACCUCUUCAGCAUCACCAGUGAGGCAGAUGUUCGAGCGAGCAGCGUUCCGAUGCAUCGAGCCUUUAGAGAAAUUUGUGCUCAGCCUGAUUUUGACAAGCACCUGGAGGGCACGAUACAAAGAAUUGCCGAUAUCGAAAGCUUGGGACGUACUCGUGAGCUUGUUGCCAAAGAUCUGGUUCUUGGUGGACAGUAUGAGAUCGAGCAUAACCGCAAGGGUAUUACAGUGAAGCUGAAGGAGGCUGAGAAGGAAGAUGACUGA
This is a messenger RNA of Fusarium mangiferae, 1704 nucleotides long. RefSeq lists its product as uncharacterized. The transcript is spliced from 3 exons. Lineage: Eukaryota; Fungi; Ascomycota; Sordariomycetes; Hypocreales; Nectriaceae. The record is from RefSeq and is a predicted model, not a curated record. The coding region runs from base 1 to 1704 and encodes 567 amino acids.